Molecule: messenger RNA, 2115 nt
Organism: Hibiscus syriacus
Lineage: Eukaryota; Viridiplantae; Streptophyta; Magnoliopsida; Malvales; Malvaceae
Product: E3 ubiquitin-protein ligase KEG-like
Exons: 5
Coding region: 156-1997 (613 amino acids)
Biological process (GO): protein phosphorylation
Molecular function (GO): protein kinase activity; ATP binding
Source: RefSeq, a predicted model, not a curated record
AAAUUUGUCAAAUUGCAAAAGCUUCGGUUUCACUUUUUCUAAUCUUUGUUUAUUGUGUUGAUCUUUUCAGCUUUUUGUAGUUUCGAAGUUUGCUUUUGGGGAGAGCCUGAAAGGCCCUUUUCUCUUUCAUCUCUUGCUGUUGACCGGUGAGGAGAAUGUCUCAGCAGAUUAAGGCACCCCAGCAGGUCCCUUCAUUUGAAUAUGAGCUUUUAGAAGGAGACCCUGACCAACUUAGGACAGUUGUGGCCACACCAACUCAGGCUGCACCAUGGAUUAACCCUUCGUCGCUGAAACUUAAGCAUAGGAUCGGUCGAGGCCCUUUCGGUGAUGUUUGGCUGGCUACUCAUCAUCAGUCCGGUUUCGAUUUUCAAGAGUAUCAUGAAGUUGCUGUUAAGAUGUUGCAUCCAUUGAAGAAGGAGCAUAUGCAAAAGUUCAUUGAUAAGUUUGAAGAGUUAUUCUUGCAGUUUAGAGAGCUCCCUUGUGUUUGCUGGUUGCAUGGUGUCUCUGUUCUAAAUGAAAAGAUUUGCAUUGCUAUGGGGUUUUAUGAAGGAUCUUUGGGUGAUCAAAUGGCUCAGUCAAAAGGUGGGAAGCUCUCAUUGUCUGAAACCUUAAGGUAUGGGAUCCAGUUAGCAAGAGGGCUCAUGCAGUUGCACUCAAUAGGGCUGUUGGUUCUCAACCUGAAGCCUUCCAAUUUCCUUAUAAGUGAUCGUGAUCAACUACUUCUUGGGGAUUUCGGAAUCACGUAUCUACUUCUCGGGGUUCCGUUGUCCGACUCUGAUAUUUAUUUUAGGCUUGGAACCCCUAACUACAUGGCUCCAGAACAGUGGGACCCUGAAGUUAGAGGUCCUUUAUCCUUGGAGACCGACGUUUGGGGAUUUGGGUGUAGCAUAGUGGAGAUGUUGACUGGUGUUCAGCCAUGGUUUGAGAAAUCAAUUGAAGAAAUCUACCAAUCGGUUGUGAUUAAGAAAGAAAAACCACAGAUACCGAGUGGCUUGCCUCCGGCAGUUGAGAAUGUUAUUAACGGUUGCUUCGAGUAUGAUCUCAGAAAUAGACCGUUAGUUUCAGACAUUUUACUUGCCUUCGAAAGCUCACAAAACGCUAUUCAUGGCGAUGGGGGAUGGAUUGGCAGUGGAAGCCGACUGUUAAAAGAAAAAUCAGUUAUUGGCGGUUACACCACUUGGUAUCUCUCCAAGGAUCGUCUUCAAGUGGGCGAUACGGUUCGGUCAAGAACCUCUCUGAAUUCCCGCAGACCUCAAACCGUGGAUGUUCGGGAAGGAACUGUUGUUGGUUUAGAUGGCGAUGCUGAUAAGAAUACAUUUGUUCUGGUGAAAGUUCCCGGAAUGCAUAAUGCUCUCCGAGUUCAGGAGUCGACACUCGAGAGGGUCACAUCUGGCUUGGCAGCGGGCGACUGGGUGCGCUUGAAACAAGAAACCAACACUCAUUCUCCCGUGGGAAUUCUGCAUUCGGUGCAGCGUGACGGAACCGUGGCAGCGGGAUUCAUAGGAUUAGAGAAACUCUGGACAGGCAAAUACCACCAGCUUCAAAUGGCUAAACCGCAUUACAUCGGUCAGUUCGUGAGGCUCAAGGCAACCGUACUUUCACCCAGGUUCGAAUGGCCACGGAAGAGAGGAGCAUGGUCCAGCGGAAGAAUCUCCGAGAUACUUCCAAACGGGUGCCUUGUCGUAGAGUUCCCAGGUAUAUUUGUUUUCGGAAAUGAACCCAACAAGUUUCUGGCCGACCCCGCCGAAGUAGAAACGGUGUCUUUCGAUACUUGUCCUGGCAUAGACAAGAAAUACCAACAUCUCGAGGAUUUCCAUUGGGCUGUUAGGCCACUGGCAAUUGCCUUUAGUCUAUUAACAGCCAUGAAACUCACCAUAUCGGUCGGUCGCGGUAUAAACGCGAGACUGAAGAAAGACCGGCCAAACAGCAAGGACGGCGCCAGACGGAAUUCGGGUUGGAGGAGGAUGAUAUUUAAAGAUGGUGGUUCCACCAAGUAAAUUAGGACACAGCUUUGCGCUAAGGUGAAGGUAAAUAAGGUUGUGAAUAAUUAGCAGACAAAGGUGUAAAUAUUUAUGUACUGAAGUCUGAAUAUAUUUGGUUGAAUUUGUUGCUUCA